CGACACAAUUUUUCUUCAUCGUUUAGCGAGCAGCUCGCUAGCUAGCUCAUACUUUGUUGUCCUUUCGAUCAUGUCGGCCUCAAAGAAAGGCAAGAAAGUCGUGAACCAAGAUGAACUACGGCGUUUGAUGAGAGCAAAACAAAGACAAACGACAGAAAAGAAGCGCGUCGAGUCUCCGUUCGCUAAAUACAACAGUGUGGGUCAGCUCAGUUGUGUGCUGUGCAGUGUGCAGGUGAAGUCCGAGCUGCUGUGGCCGGCUCAUGUUCUUGGAAAACAGCAUAAAGAGAAGGUUGCUGAGCUGAAGGGAGCUAAGAGUCAACCAGCGACUCCACAGAACCAGCCAGUGAAAAGGAAAGCACCGGACAGCGAGGACGUUAAAGGGAAAAAGUCGAAACCACCGACGGCUGAGGCUCAGUCUGCGUCAGAGCUGCCAGGAGAUUUCUUCGAGAAACCCAGUGAAAAGGCAGCUGUUUCUACUCACAAGUCUGCAGGUUUGAGUCUUCUGGCUGGAGUAUAUGAUGAGGACGAGGAUGAUGAUGCAGAUGCUGAAGAGGCAGGUCAGCCAGGAACCUCAAACGCACCCCCUAAAAAAGCAGAAGCUGCAGGACUGCCAGACGAUUUCUUUGACAGCUCCAUCCCAUCCACACCCGCUAUCUCUCACUCUGGAUCCGUGCUCAAGGCAGAAGUGCCGGAGAAGAGCGUGGAAAUAAAGGAAAACACAGCCGAGGCUCUGCCUGAGGGCUUCUUCGACGACCCGGUGAGAGAUGCCAAAGUGCGCAACGUUGACGCACCCAAAGAUCAAAUGGACAAGGAGUGGGACGAGUUUCAGAAAGAGAUAAGACAGGUGAACACCAAGUCCGAUGCUAUCGUGGCUGAGGACGACGAGGAGGGACGCUUUGAACGUCAGAUCGACGAAAUCGAUGAACAGAUUGCGUGUUACAAGAGGGUUGAGCUGCUGAGAGACAAACGCGAUGCAGUGAAAAGCAAACAUGUGUCCAGCAAGGAGGAACUAAUGGAGACUGAGGGUAUGGAGGAGGAGGAGGAAGAGGAGGAUGAAGAGGAGCUGCUGGGACUUUUGUCCCGCGAUUGGAGAGCUAAAGGGGCACUGGCAUAAGAGACGUUUUUCCCCCCCAGAAUGUUGUCAAAACAUCUAAGAGAGAUAUUUUUUGUAUAAUUCAUAAGUUUGUAAAUACAUUUAGCAAAAGAACCUCAUUGCCUCAUUUUUUAAAUGUCACCCUAUUAAGAAAGUACAAUGCAAGAACAUUUAAUAAUGCGAUACAAUAAGACUUGCAAUAAAAAAAACGCCUGUUAAAA
This is a messenger RNA of Solea senegalensis (Senegalese sole), 1314 nucleotides long. RefSeq names its product zinc finger protein 830 (gene znf830). The transcript has a single exon. The coding region runs from base 71 to 1114 and encodes 347 amino acids. Gene Ontology annotation, biological process: mitotic DNA damage checkpoint signaling; mitotic DNA replication checkpoint signaling; nuclear DNA replication. Gene Ontology annotation, cellular component: spliceosomal complex; nucleus. The record is from RefSeq and is a predicted model, not a curated record. NCBI's taxonomy places the organism in Eukaryota, Metazoa, Chordata, Actinopteri, Pleuronectiformes, Soleidae. Gene Ontology annotation, molecular function: nucleic acid binding; zinc ion binding.